AUGUCAGAGAUCGAACCAGGACAUCGAUAUGAACUGGUGUGUACGACUACAGCCGGACUUGUUCGAUAUCGAAUGGGAGAUAUAAUCAACUGCACACGAUUUCUUUGUCGAGCUGAUGAUUUGGUUCCAUUACCCGAAGAACCAGUCGAGAUCCCUCGAAUUCCUCUUAUUUCUCUUUCAUAUCGUGCUGCAAAUCUCUUGAAUGUGAUCGCUGAAAAAACAACUGAACAACAUGUUAUGUAUGCCCUUCAACAAACCAUACAGAAGUGGAAAGGACAAGGAAUAGAAAUUGACUUAUGUGAUUUUACAUCGUAUUCAAAGCUAGAUGAAUUUCCACCCAAAUACGUCAUCUUUCUGGAGUUGAUUGAAGAAAAAGGAUACAAGCUCGAUUUACAACAACUUCGAUUUCUUCAAAAUACAGUCAGCUCUGAAGUCGAAGAACAUCUUUGCAAAGCAAACGGAAUCUAUCACCAUUUUCGAAAUGCAAAGAGUCUUGAUCCACUUUCCUGUAUUCUUGUUCGAACUGGAACUUUCUCAACUUAUUUGACAAAUGUUCUAUUGACCGAUCGCGUGAGUCCUUUACAAGUCAAACCUCAUCGACUAUUGAAAGACAAUAUUCACAUACGAUUCUUUUAUGAUAAUCAAAUCGAUGCAGAAUCAUCCUAA
Rotaria sp. Silwood2 is the source of this 666-nucleotide messenger RNA. Lineage: Eukaryota; Metazoa; Rotifera; Eurotatoria; Philodinida; Philodinidae. The record is from the annotation of a GenBank genome assembly.